GCCUCGCCUCUGCCAAGGCCCUGCUCCUGGCCCCCAGCGCCAAGACGUGGAGGCGGCCACCGCUUCUCCUGCCAGGCUGCGGGACACUGGCUGCUUGUGUUCGAGAGCGUGGAGGUCAAGGUAAACAUGGCACUUUGAUGCCUCUCGCCCGCCGGCCCGAGCGCAGCAGCUCAGCCCUCUGCUUCCCGCCCGGCCGGCCGCCCGCAGCGCUCGCUCCCAGCCAGGAUGGCCGCCUGUCUGGCCCUGCGCAUGGCGCUGCUGCUCCUCUCCGGGGUCCUGGCCCCCGUGGUGCGCACAGCUGAGGGUCCACAGGAGCCCGACCCCACCCUGUGGAACGAGCCUGCCGAGCUGCCGUCGGGAGAAGGCCCCGCGGAGAGCACCAGCACCGGCCAGGAGCCCGCGGCCACGGGCCCUCCGUUGCCCACCGCCGCGCCGGGCCCCGAGGACAGCACGGCUGGGGAGCGGCUGGACCAGGGCGGCGGCUCGCUGGGGCCCGGCGCCAUCGCCGCCAUCGUGAUCGCCGCCCUGCUGGCCACCUGCGUGGUGCUGGCGCUCGUGGUCGUGGCGCUGAGAAAGUUUUCCGCCUCCUGAAGCCAAUAAAGGGGCCGCGCCGGCCGCGGCGCGACUCGCA
Molecule: messenger RNA, 631 nt
Organism: Oryctolagus cuniculus (rabbit)
Lineage: Eukaryota; Metazoa; Chordata; Mammalia; Lagomorpha; Leporidae
Gene: SNORC
Product: secondary ossification center associated regulator of chondrocyte maturation
Biological process (GO): cartilage development
Cellular component (GO): cell periphery
Source: RefSeq, a predicted model, not a curated record